CCCACGUUUCCCGAUGCGGAUGACAUCGCCAUAUCGUCCGACUAUAUGUCACUAGGAUGUUACACGGAAGGUACAAAUGGCCGGUCGCUAGAGUACUCUCAAUGGGACUUUCUCAACGUAUCUUCAAUGACUACCGAGACUUGUCUCACUACCUGUGGGAAAAAGGGUUUCCCAUUUGCUGGCACCGAAUUUGGGCGUGAAUGUUAUUGCGGCGUGGUUCUAGGGAACGGCACAUUACCUACAGACGCUGGGCAAUGCUCCACUCCAUGCACUGGUAACAGCACGGAAACCUGUGGAGGGCCUGAUCGACUCUCUUUGUACGUCGCUAAGAAUCUCGAGUCCACCGACCCAUGCGCUCCACCAAUCAUCUCAUCAACUACGCCGACGCCUACUCCUACACCGACAUCUUCAACCCCCACUUCCUCCCCUAGUACACCUUCGACAUCCACACCAAAGUCGUCGACAACAACCCCUUGUGCAGGGCAUUAUUGCCCCAUUACGACUAAGCCGAGCUCAUCGACAUCUAAAACUAGCACCUCCACACCCAAGUCUUCUACGACAAAAUGUACGGGCUACUGCGCUAUCCCACCCCCAGUAAAGCCAAGUAGCACCUCCACGGCCAAGGCCACCAAACCCACAUCAAAGCCCACUUCAACUCUCAAACCUUCCACGACAAAGUGUUCGGGAUACCAAUGUGCCACGUCGACAACUCUUCGUACGACUACCGCGCCGACGUUGAAACCCACGAUCCCACCAUGUCAGGGUAUCCUUUGUUGGCCUCCACCUGGUAAUCCGUCAACGAGCUGCUGGCUCGGUCUUAUUUGUCCACCUGCAACUACUAAAACUACUUCGAAGUCGUCAUCUUCGGUCAAGACUACUUCGCAAAAGAGUUCUUCGACAAAGAAAUCGAGUUCUACGGUUCAGGGCUAUCCAACUGUGCCACGACCUACGCACUAUUAG
Periconia digitata is the source of this 960-nucleotide messenger RNA. The record is from the annotation of a GenBank genome assembly. NCBI's taxonomy places the organism in Eukaryota, Fungi, Ascomycota, Dothideomycetes, Pleosporales, Periconiaceae.